AUGGCCAGCCUCCCCUCGCAACACCCCACUCUCUCCCUCCACCUCUCCGACGGCACUCUCACCCCGCUCAUCACCUCGGCCUCGUCGCAAUCGCAUCUCGAAUCUCUCACAGCCCUAACUUCCAGCGCACUAUCCUCACAGACUGCCGCUCAAAGGCUUGGUCUUGGCCGCCCUCAGCGCCUGAUGGUCGAGUACCCAGACCGUGGGCCUGUCGUGCUGUAUUCAUAUCUUGAUCCUCGCGACGCAGUCGACACAACCACCAACAACGCUGCGCCAGCGACUUCAAGCCGUCCCGGUUCGGCGCCUGGCUCAAGUCAUGGUGUUGACCAAAGAGCACCUCGGUCUGAACCAGCGCCGGCGCUCUACAGCGACCCGCGCUCUGAGGAUGCGGCCCCGCCGCUUGUGGGCGUCGUUGUGGCCGGUUCCGCGGAUGAAUCAAGAGAGGCCCGCCGCGCAUCCGCUAGACUGGAGCGCGUAGGAAGAGAGAUUCAAAAGGAAUGGGCAGCUGAAAGCAGCCAGGAGCGCGCAAACGAGAAUGGACCAGAGUGA
Fusarium pseudograminearum CS3096 is the source of this 549-nucleotide messenger RNA. RefSeq lists its product as uncharacterized. The record is from RefSeq and is a predicted model, not a curated record. Bases 1 to 549 code for a protein of 182 amino acids. The transcript has a single exon. Lineage: Eukaryota; Fungi; Ascomycota; Sordariomycetes; Hypocreales; Nectriaceae.